GGAGCCGGCGGCGGGCGUAGCGGCGAGGCAGGCGCGGCGGGAUGCGGUCCCGCCGCCGCGGGGGGACCGGGCAGCCCCCCUGGCCCGUGCCCAGGAUGCUGGUGCUGUGCCUGCUGUCCCUGGCCUGGCUCAGCGAAGGCUCCCAGCGCAGCGAGCCCAUGUUCACGGCUGUCACCCACCGCCUCCUCCCGCCCGACUAUGACAGCAACCCCACGCAGCUCAACUAUGGUGUGGCCGUAACUGACCUGGAUGCUGAUGGUGACUUUGAGAUCGUGGUGGCGGGGUACAAUGGCCCCAACCUGGUGCUCAAGUACGACAAGGCUCGGGGACGGCUGGUGAACGUGGCGGAGGACGAGCAGGGCUCCCCAUACUACGCACUGCGGGACCGGCAGGGCAACGCCAUCGGCGUGACGGCCUGUGACAUCGACGGGGACGGCCGUGAGGAGAUCUACUUCCUCAACACCAACAACGCCUUCUCCGGCAUGGCCACCUAUACAGACAAGCUCUUCAAGCUCCGCAACGGGCGCUGGGAGGACCUCCUGAGUGAUGAGGUGAACCGGGACGUGGCCAGCCGCUUUGCCGGACGCUCUGUCGCCUGCGUGGACCGGACGGGCUCUGGCAGGUACUCCAUCUACAUCGCCAACUACGCCAGUGGCAACGUGGGCCCCCACUCCCUGAUCGAGAUGGACGUGGCUGCCAGUGACCCUGCCCGCGGCGUCGUGGUGCUGGUGGACGUGGCCGUCCAGGCUGGCGUCAGCAAGUACACAGGGGGCCGUGGGCUGGCCGUGGGCCCCAUCCUGAGUGACAGCGCCUCUGACAUAUUCUGCGGUAACGAGAACAGCCCCAAUUUCCUCUUCCACAACUUGGGGGAUGGGACGUACCGGGAUGUGGCAGCUGCUGUGGGGCUGGAUGACCCCUACCAGCACGGACGUGGCGUGGCGCUGGCUGACUUCAACCGCGAUGGCCGGGUGGACAUUGUCUAUGGCAACUGGAACGGGCCACACCGCCUCUACCUGCAGACCGGGGCACCCGGCCGCGUCCGAUUCCGGGACAUUGCCACCCCCAAGUUCUCCAUGCCAUCCCCUGUCUGCACUGUCAUCGCAGCCGACUUUGACAACGACCAGGAGCUGGAGGUUUUCUUCAACAACAUUGCUUACCGCGGCUCCUCCGCCAACCGCCUCUUCCGGCUCAUCCGCAGGGAGCACUCGGACCCCAUCAUGGAAGAGCUGAAUCCAGGGGAUGCGCUGGAGCCUGAGGGACGAGGCACAGGGGGUGCAGUGGCAGAUUUUGAUGGCGAUGGGAUGCUGGACCUCAUUCUGUCCCACGGGGAGUCCAUGGCACAGCCGAUCUCCAUCUUCAAGGGCACCCAGGGCACCAACAACAACUGGCUGCGUGUGAUCCCGCGCACCCGCUUCGGGGCCUUUGCGCGGGGGGCCAAGGUGGUGCUGUUCACGCGGCGCAGCGGGGCCCAUCUGCGCAUCAUUGACGGCGGGUCCGGAUACCUCUGCGAGAUGGAGCCCGUGGCACACUUCGGACUGGGGCACGACAAGCCCAGCAGCCUGGAGGUGACCUGGCCGGAUGGCCGCGUCGUGUCACGACCCGUGGCCAGCAGUGAAACCAACUCUGUCCUGGAGGUCCCUUACCCCCUGGACACAGAGGAGCCGCUUGUGCCUGCCCCACUGGAGUGCGGGCAGGGAUUCUCCCAGCACGAGAAUGGACGCUGUGUAGACACAAAUGAAUGCACCGAGUUCCCCUUUGUUUGCCCCCGGGACAAGCCCGUCUGCAUCAACACCUACGGCGCGUACCGCUGCCGCAGCAACAAGCGCUGCGGCCGGGGCUUCGAGCCCAGUGAGGAUGGCACAGCUUGUGUGGCUCAAGUGGCCUUUUUUGGGGGAUACCCCUCCACCGGGAGCUGGCCUGGGCUCCCCCAGAGCGCCUUCCUCCCUCUGGUCCUUGGACUCUGCCUUUGCCUCUAUGCACUUUAAUCCCUGCCCCUAACACGGCAGAGCAGCCUCGGUGCAAGGACCGGCCAGCCUCUGCCUGUCUCUCCUUUUCUCUCUCUCUCCACGCCGAGCUGCCCUGGAAGUGCUGGCUGUGCCCUACAGGGGUGGUCUGUGGUGGGAUGGGCAUGGCGCCCGGCUGUCCCUUGCACCUUGUUUGGGGAUGGAACCUCCCUGCCUCAGUGCUGCUCCUGCCCUGCCGGCACCUCUCGGGCUGGUUGCUUGCUCCGUCGCCUCGAUACUGUACCAUGUGCCUGCUGGUUUGGCCUGCGACGUGUGUGCUUCGCCUGCCCCCUCCUCAGUGACAGGGGCCACCUCCUCAGCCCCGGCAGAGGAGGGUCCCCCCCAGCCCUGCAGGGGAAGGACCCUCCUGGUCUGUUUUUUAACAUAUUGACCCCACUGUUUGGAGUCGGACCCUGCUCAGUCUUCCAGCCUCUCUCCCAGAGAACCCCCUCAAUAAACUAUAUCCUGUCUAUUA
Strigops habroptila (Kakapo) is the source of this 2478-nucleotide messenger RNA. RefSeq names its product cartilage acidic protein 1 (gene CRTAC1). The coding region runs from base 42 to 1985 and encodes 647 amino acids. Lineage: Eukaryota; Metazoa; Chordata; Aves; Psittaciformes; Psittacidae. Gene Ontology annotation, molecular function: calcium ion binding. The record is from RefSeq and is a predicted model, not a curated record. The transcript is spliced from 15 exons. Gene Ontology annotation, biological process: axonal fasciculation.